Mauremys reevesii (Reeves's turtle) is the source of this 2844-nucleotide messenger RNA. RefSeq names its product mitogen-activated protein kinase kinase kinase kinase 1 (gene MAP4K1). Gene Ontology annotation, biological process: protein phosphorylation. Gene Ontology annotation, molecular function: ATP binding; MAP kinase kinase kinase kinase activity. NCBI's taxonomy places the organism in Eukaryota, Metazoa, Chordata, Testudines, Geoemydidae. The record is from RefSeq and is a predicted model, not a curated record.
AUCACACAGUGCUUCGCUGCGCGCGCGCGCACACCCACAGUCGCCCGGCGCUGAGCACUGCAGCAUCGGUCUGCGGGCAAACGCCGAGGUAUGGAUGUCCAAGAGAGGUUGGCAUUGGAUAUUUCCACCCGAAAUCCCCAGGACGACUUCGAGCUGCUGCAGAGAGUUGGCGGAGGGACCUACGGGGAAGUUUAUAAGGCGAAGAACAAAGGCACCGGCGAGCUGGCUGCCAUAAAGAUUGUGAAGAUGGAGUCAGAGGACGACUGCGCCGCGAUCCAGCAGGAGAUCCUCAUCGUGAAGACCUGCAAGCACCAUAAUAUCGUGGCCUAUUACGGGAGCUACAUAUGGUUGAACAAGCUGUGGAUCUGCAUGGAGUUCUGCGGGGCCGGAUCUCUGCAGGACAUUUACCACGUCACCGGCCCCCUGUCAGAGCAGCAAAUCGCCUACGUCUGCAGAGAAACGUUGCAGGGUCUGUCUUAUCUUCACACUCUAGGCAAGAUCCACAGAGACAUCAAGGGAGCCAACAUCCUCAUCAAUGACAACGGAGAAGUGAAACUCGCGGAUUUUGGGAUCUCGGCCCAGAUCAGCGCCACCUUCGCCCGCAGGAUGUCCUUCAUCGGCACCCCCUACUGGAUGGCGCCCGAGGUGGCGGCGGUGGAGCUGAAAGGCGGCUACAACGAGCUGUGCGACAUCUGGUCCGUGGGCAUCACGGCGGUGGAGCUGGCCGAGCUGCAGCCCCCCAUGUUCGACGUCCACCCCCUGCGGGUGCUGUUCCUGAUGUCCAAGAGCGGCUACCAGCCGCCGAAGCUGAAAGACAAGGCAAAGUGGACUCCGGCCUUCCACAACUUCGUGAAGGUGACGCUGACCAAGAACCCCAAGAAGCGGCCGAGCGCGGCCAAGAUGCUGAGCCACCAGUUUGUGGCCCAGCCUGGCCUGAGCCGGAGCCUGACGCAGGAGCUGCUGGAGAAGCUGCGGAACCCGGACAAGCUGCCGCGCUGCUGCGAGCCGGAGGAGGAGGAGGCCGAGCUGCCACCCCCGGUGCCCCAGCGGAUCCACUCCACGCACCGGCACGCCCCGGCCGAGCGCAGCAACUCCGACAUCAACCUGCAGCCCAUCAAGAUCAGGACCCACUGGAAGGAGCCGACGCCCGCGUGCCACGUGGAGAUCUGCCUAGACCUCGGCUACAGCACCAGCGGCAGCGCCCCCGGCUCCAUGGGCAGUGCCAGGGUCAACAUGUCGGACUCAGACAACGACUACGACGACGUGGACAUACUAGACGCCUCCCUAGCCUGGGCCGCCCGGGACGGCUCCGGUGUGGCUCACGAUCUCUCUCUUUCCCCCUCGGUCCUGCCGUGCAGCCCCAGUAGCUGUGACCCAGCCCGGCCCACGCUGCCAGCCGACGCUGACGUGCCACCCCCACUGCCCCCCAAGCCCAAGUUCCGGAGCCGGUCCGACGAGACGCCCGCCGAGGAGACGCGGCCCCAGCCCGGGGGGCAGCUCCUGCAGCGCCCCGGCACCCCGGUCUCCCUGGUGCGGUGCUCCAGCGGGCCCGUGGGGAGCCGGACCCCACACCCCACCCAGCACGCCGAGCCCCGCCGCUCCCACCUCUCGGCCAGCUCAGAUCCCACCCUGUGGCCCGGACCCCGGAGCGAGGAGCCCCCCGUCCUGCCCCCCAAGACAGAGAAGAAACGGAGACAGGAUGGAUCCCUCUUCAAGAAGGUCUUUAACGGCUGCCCCCUGCGCAUCACGGCCACGGCCACCUGGACGCACCCCGGCACCCAAGACCCACCCCUGAUCCUGGGGGCCGAGGAGGGGAUCUUCACCCUGAACCGCAGCGAGCCGGAGGCCGCGUUGGAGCUGCUCUACCACAGCCGCACCUCCUGGGUCUACUCCAUCGGCAACGUGCUCAUGUCCAUCUCGGGGAAGACCCCCCAGCUGUACUCCCACAGCCUGACCAGCCUGUACGAGCAGAGCAAGAGGGAGCAGCGCCCCGGCGUGCACAUCGCCCCCCACCGGCUGCUGCCCAGGAAAAACGCCACCUCCACGAAGAUCCCUGAUACCAAGGGCUGCCGGGCCUGCUGUGUGGCCCGGCACGCGCGGAGCGGCUGCCACUACCUGUGCGGGGCGCUGGAGGCCAGCGUGGUUCUGCUCCAGUGGUACGAGCCCAUGCAGAAGUUCAUGCUGGUGAAGCACUUCGACUUCCCGCUGCCCACCCCCCUGCCCGUCUUCGAGAUGCUGGUGGCGCCGGGGGACGAGUACCCGGCCGUGUGCAUCGGGGUGAGCCCGGGCCUCGCCCGCCCAGCCCGUCCACUUCCACACCAUCAACCUCAACUCCCUCACCUCCUGGUUCACCCACACCGGCGCCGACGUGUCCUGCCCGGCCCGGUCCAGGUGAGCCAGGUGGACAGCGAGACGGUGCUGGUGCUGCUGGACAGGAGCGUGAGGAUCGUCACCCUGCAGGGCACCCUGCUGCGGAAGCUGCCGGCCCCCAACAUCACCUUCGACGUCGCCGUGGAGACCAUAGCGCUGGGGCAGAACUGCCUGCAGGCUUUCUGGCGCCACGGGGUGCAGGUGUGGGACUUCGCAUCGGCACAGCUGAUCAAGGAGCUGCGGGAUCAACGCUGCAGCUUCCGCCUGCUGGGCACCCACAGCACCGUCGUUUUGGAGACGCGCCCCAUGGACGACACCCACAGCAACCUCUACGUCCAGGAGUGACAGCCCCAGCCGUGGGGGGGUCGGCCUCACCCCCCGAGAAGCUGCUCUUCCCCAGAGAGCCCCCCCCUCCCCGGGGCCAAGGACCCACCCAGCCAUGUGGGCCACGAUGGAGAAUCGGCCCCCGGUGCC